AUGAACCUGUGUCUGUCCGGAUCCCCCGAGGCUGUGGCCGUGUGUUUCGAGUCUCUAAACGGGUCAUGUCUUCGAAGCACGUCCCCGCUUGCCCUUCGCCUCUCUCUCUACUUCCUCUUCACCUCCAUCAUCGUUCUAACCGUGACUGGAAACCUGCUGGUCAUUGUUGUCAUCACAUUUUCCCAGAAUCACUUCUCGGCAGGAACCAACAACCUGAUUUUAUCUCUGUCUGUGGCCGGGUUGGUGUUGGGAGGGUUUGUGAUGCCGUUCAGCAUGGUGCGCUCCAUCGAAUCCUGCUGGUAUUUCGGACAUGUGUUCUGCUGCCUUCACACCACUGUUGACAUCAUUCUGUGUAACGCCACUGUGUGGCACCUGAUGUUCAUUUCUGUCGAUCGAUAUGUUGCCAUCUUUUACCCUCUGCAUUACCACAACCGAAUGACCAACAAGACCUUCGUGGCGAUGAUCGGCUCUAGUUGGGGUUUGGCCUCCGUUUUCGGGUUUGCCACCAUCAUUUCGGAUCCGCAGGUGGUAAUCCGGGGUGGUUCUAAUAAAGCCUGUGUGGGAGGAUGUUUGUCUUUGCAUGCCAGGGAGAUCGGAAUGGAAUAUGCUCUGUUUUUUUAUUUCAUCCCUGUAUCGGUCAUGAUGAUCAUCUAUGGAAGGAUUUCUUUCAUAGCGCAGAGACACACUAAAGCCAUCCACAGUAACACAAACCACGCGAAUCCUAGCGCGCCAUCAACUGCUAAAGACUUUAAAGCUACUAAAACCUUCACUAUCGUUGUUGGAAACUUUCUUCUCUGCUGGACGCCAUUUUUCAUGUGUAACAUCAUCGACCCUUUAGUAGGCCACACAAUCUGUGCACUUCUGUACGAAGGGCUGAUGUGGGUGGCGUACCUCAACGCCACGUUCAAUCCUUUAAUUUACGUCUUUUUCUACAAAUGGUUCAGAGAAACGGCCAAAGUGCUGCUGUCCAAACUGUUCAUCCAGGUGUGA
Molecule: messenger RNA, 990 nt
Organism: Trichomycterus rosablanca
Lineage: Eukaryota; Metazoa; Chordata; Actinopteri; Siluriformes; Trichomycteridae
Gene: taar11
Product: trace amine-associated receptor 11
Exons: 1
Coding region: 1-990 (329 amino acids)
Biological process (GO): G protein-coupled receptor signaling pathway, coupled to cyclic nucleotide second messenger; chemical synaptic transmission
Cellular component (GO): plasma membrane; dendrite
Molecular function (GO): neurotransmitter receptor activity; G protein-coupled serotonin receptor activity
Source: RefSeq, a predicted model, not a curated record